Molecule: messenger RNA, 17015 nt
Organism: Podarcis lilfordi (Lilford's wall lizard)
Lineage: Eukaryota; Metazoa; Chordata; Lepidosauria; Squamata; Lacertidae
Source: the annotation of a GenBank genome assembly
GCCCUCCCCGGAGGCGGCCACCGCUGCUGCUGCUGCUCCUCCUCCCCGCCGGCGUCCCGAGGCUCGCAGUCCGACUCCGGCCGUCUCCACCGCGGGCGAGAUGCGGGCGCAGCUGCUGCCGCUGUUCCUGCUUGCGGUUUUCUCCGCGCUCGGCUCCUGCUUGCUCAGCCACCGGGAAGGUACGGCGGAGCGCGACCGGGGGUGGGGGGCACGAGAGAGGGAGCCAGGACGCCUCCCUCGAGAGGAGGAGGAGGGGGAGGAGGAGCCGGUGACGAUUUGUGGGGGGCUCCGAAGGGGGCGGCUGGCGCAAGAAGCGCACCUCUAUGUGGGGGAGGGAGAGAAAGAAAAGCGGGGGCGUAGGAGCCUCCGCGCCUGGCCCCGUUUCUCCCCACGCCACAUUCCCUUUCGCUUUCGCUACUUCGCCCUCGGAGGGUUUGGCCAGGAGCGCGCGUGUCCUCAGGCGCCCGCAGAAAAAUGGAGGCGGCUAGGGGGAGAGCAGUCAAAGUGCGCCUGCCUCCCCCCCACGCAGAGUUUUGUGUUUUUAUCUUGUAUUUUAUUCUGUGAACCGUCCUGAAAUCUCCGGAUGAAGGACGGUAUACAAAUUUAAUAAAUAAGGGAUUAUUCGUUGUUAUACUAUUAUCUCACUGGCUGGGAUGGCAGGAACUUGGGUGGGUGAUCACCAUCGUCCUGGGCGAGGGGUGUGCGGAGGCGCAGCUUGCUUCUGUGCAUAAUGUGCGGUGUAGUGGUUAGAGUGUCGGACUAGGGACCUGUGUGAGCAGGGUUCAAAUCCCCACACAGCCAUGAAGCUCACUAGGUGACCUUGGGCCUGACCGACCUCAUAGGGUUGUUGUGAGGAUAAAGUAGUUAUGCCUGCUAUCUUGAGUUCCUUGCAGGAGAGGCAGGAUAUACAGGGUGAGUCUUUUAAAAGAGGCCCCGUGGAACAUGUGUACGGUACAGUGGUACCUCUGGUUAAGAACUUAAUUCAUUCUGGAGGUCCGUUCUUAACCUGAAACUGUUCGUAAUCUUCAGGUUACAGACUCCGCUAACCCAGAAAUAGUGCUUCAGGUUAAGAACUUUGCUUCAGGAUGAGAACAGAAAUCGUGCUCUGGCGGUGCGGCAGCAGCAGGAGGCCCCAUUACCUAAAGUAGUGCAUUAGCUAAAGUGGUGCUCAGGUUAAGGACGGACCUCUGGAACGAAUUAAGUUCUUAACCCGAGGUACCACUGUAGCUCUGUGAAGGGGAAACUACCAUUCCCAGGAUUCUUUGGGAGACAUUAGGUGGCUUAAUGGGGAGUUGGAUGUGAAUUAAAUGUAUUGGGCGGAUCUGCCCUUUCUUUUUUAAACGUCUUUCGUUUUGUCUUUUUCUUCUUCCCUCAACAGAGGAAUUUCUCUUCAAGACAUGGAUGUCUCAGGUAAGGCCCUCCUGCCCAUGCAUAAGCCGCCACUCCCCCAAAGUUAGGUAUAACCCUCUAUGCUCAAGGCCUGCUUCACUUUCCCUUGGCCUGGUUCCACUGGAAGGGACUUUCCUGCUGGACUUUACUCCCUCCCUCCUUUCCUCCCUCCCUCCCUCCUUUUUCCUUCUGUGUUGUCCUGGCUAUUCUCUAGUGUGACCCUGCAGGGGGUUUUUUUAGGUCUUUCUCAAGAAGUGCUGGAUUCGGAGAGUCACUUUGAAUUAAAUUGGAACUAAUGGGAAAUAUCUCCACAAGAGUCAGCAUUUUGCAUAACUGUCUUCCAGACAGCCACCUCCUUUUGUCACCUUUCAGCAAACAGUAAAAGGCAGCUCAUUUCCUUCCCUCCAGGAAGUACCUCACCCUUCCUAUUCUAUCCCCCAGGGAGGGUGGCCUGAGCUGUGUGUGUUUUUUUCCACACAGGUGCCUGCCUGCCUGCCUGUCUGGAAACAAAGGUGCAAAGCCGUGCAGCCCCAGUGAGCCAGUUGCUAGGUCUGAAAUGAUGACAAACUGGUUUCUGAGCAUCUCUCUUUAACAACUACUACUACUACUACUACUACUUAGGAUACACUGUUGUUCAUAAAAAAUAUAUCUAGAGUCAUAUAUAUAGCCAUGCAAUAAAAACUGAAAUUUUAGAUUUUUUGAGCAUGUGGCCAAGAGGACCCCAUGCCAAAGAAUUGUUCGUUACAGGACCAGCUCAGGCAAUCAGUGACCUUUUAAACUGGGUUGGGGCGGGGUUAUUAGUUUUGUUUGUUAUUUUGUGUUGUUGUUGUUGUUUAGUCAUUUAGUCGUGUCCGACUCUUCGUGACCCCAUGGACCAGAGCACGCCAGGCACCCCUGUCUUCCACUGCCUCCCGCAGCUUGGUAUUUUUCUUUACAUCAUUGGACUUUCCUUUCACUUCCAGGCAUAUCCGCAACUGAGCGUCCUUUCGGCUUUGGCUCAGCCGCUUCAUCAGCUCUGAAUCUACUUGUACUUGUCCUCCGCUCUUCCCCAGUAGCAUGCUGGACGCCUUCUGACCUGAGGGGCUCAUCUUCCAGCGUCAUAACUUUUAUAUGCCUGUUGCCUUUGUCCAUGGAGUUUUCUUGGCAGGGAUACUGGAGUGGCUUGCCAGGUGGCUCCAGGUGGAUCACGUUUGGUCAAAACUCUCCACUAUGACCUGUCCAUCUUGGGUGGCCCUGCACGGCAUAGCUCAUAGCUUCUCUGAGUUAUUCAAGCCCCUUCGCCACGGCAAGGCAGUGAUCCAUGAAGGGGUUGUUUGUUAUUAUGGUUUUUAUAUUGCAAUCUGCCCUGUGAUCUUUGGAUGAAGGACAGUAUAGAAAUUUAAUAAUAGUAGUAGUAGUGGUUGUUGUUGUUUAGUCGUGUCCGACCCUUUGUGACCCCAUGGACCAGAGUACGCCAGGCACUCCUAUCUUCCCUCCCACAGCUCGGUCAAACUCAUGCUGGUAGCUUCGAGAACACUGUCCAUCCAUCUCGUCCUCUGUCCCUUCUCCUUGUGCCCUCCAUCUUUCCCAACAUCAGGGUCUUUUCCAGGGAUUCUUCUCUUCUCAUGAGGUGGCCAAAGUAUUGGAGCCUCAGUUCAGGAUCUGUCCUUCCAGUGAGCACUCAGGGCUGAUUUCCUUAAGAAUGGAGAGGUUUGAUCUUCUUGCAGUCCAUGGGACUCUCAAGAGUCUCCUCCAGCACCAUAACUCAAAAGCAUAAUUCUUCAGCGAUCAGCCUUUUUUAUGGUCCAGCUCUCACUUCCAUACAUAGUAGUAGUGGUAAGGUUUACCUUACCACUACUACUAUGUAAAGGGACCCCUGACCGUUAAGUCUAGUCGUGGCCACCUCUGGGGUUGCGGUGCUCAUCCCGCUUUAUUGGCCGAGGGAGCCGGCAUUCAGCUUCUGGGUCAUGUGACCAGCAUGGCUAAGCCGCUUCUGGUGAACCAAAGCAGCGCACGGAAACGCCAUUUACCUUCCCGCCGGAGCGGUACCUAUUUAUCUACUUGCACUUUGACGUGCUUUUGAACUGCUAGGUCGGCAGGAGCUGGGACUGAGCAACAAGAGCUCACCCCGUCCCGGGGAUUUGAACCACCGACCUUCUGACAGCAAGUCCUAGGCACUGUAGUUUAACCCACAGCGCCACCCGCGUCAGUAGUAGUGGUACUAAAUGGAAUAAAUGAUGCCUGAAGAGCCACAGGUUCACCACCUGCAUCACAGUAGGCAGCUUAUGCCUUGGUCUCUUACCACCCACCAGUUCCCAUGUCUCAGUUCCAUGACUGAAAUGGAUACUUCAGAUUGAAGUGGGGUGGGGGACUUCCAAAGAAGGUGCGGUUUGUGAGCAAGGGAGGGGGAGGCACUUCUCUGUUCUAAAUCUGCCCAGGGUUGCACUUUCACUUCUGUGUCCUGCAGCUGCUGUGUCCUUCCUGUCUCCCACAGAACAACAAGCAGUACCGCCUGGAGGAGUAUCAGCGGCGCUUUCAGAUCUUCCUUAGUAACAAGCAGAAGAUUGAGAAGCACAAUGCUGGGAAUCAUACCUUCCAAAGUACGGACCCUGCUCUUGAGAUACCUUUUAAAAGAGGGCAAGGUUGACUGCAGAUCUGGCUUCACAACUCCCUCUUCUCUCUCUCCUUCUUUCCUCAGUGGGUCUGAACCAGUUUGCCGACAUGACAUUUGCUGAAUUCAGGAAAAAGUAUCUCUGGCGUGAACCCCAGGUAAAGGCUUGUGCCUUCCUGCCAUUUCCCUCCCCACCCCACCACCCCCAUCAUACAAGGAACCUUUGGGGGCUCACCAUGCAACCCUGGGCUUGCGUCCUUGCCAUGUUCUCUAUUGCACAUGUCUUUCGGAAGUCACAGAUGAGCAUCCUUCACACAUAACCCUUAAGCAUGCUUGUGCAAGAGAGGAAUCCUUACAUGGGUUACCCUGUGUGCUUUGGCCCCAGAGAAUGCAUCUAAGAAAGUUCAAAAUCCAGGAAGCCAGACCCACACACAAAGCCUGGGAUUGAAUGCCAGUGCAUCUGUUUAUUGCAGCAGGUGGCGGGAGGGGUGGGGAUUCAGUUUCACAGCAAGCAAUGCACUGCAGCAUACCAACGUAAAUGUUUUGUCGUAGUUAUCAUUAUUAUGUUUGUUUAUUUAUAUCCUGCCUUUGCCCCAGAAUGGGACUCCAGGUGGCAUACCCAAAUUAAAGCAACACAGAUAAAAUACCAAAAGCUAAAAACAUAUAACAGAUAAUGAUUAAAAAGCAAUUCAACUCCAAAAGAAUUAAAAAUAUAUAAAAAAACAAAUAUACAAAAAUGCAAAUAGUAUAAACAGCACAGCAAUACAGUUGUACUUGGAUCCUGAACACCUUGCAAGUUGAACGUUUUGGCUCCCGAAUGCUGCAAACCUGGAAAUGACUGUUCCAGUUUGCGAACUAUUUUUGGAAGCCAAACGUCCGAUGGGGCUUCUGCUGCAGCCAAUCAGAAGCUGUGCUUUGGUUUCCAAACGUUUUGGAAGUCAAAUGGAUUCUGUUCGACUUUCAAGGUACGAGUGUAUUAAAACCCUUUCCUUUUAAAAGCAGUCCUUUACCAAAGCCUGUCAAAAUAAAACAGUCUUCCCCUGCUGGCGUAAUGGCAACAAGGAGGAAGCCAGUCUAAUUUCUCUAAGAAAAAGUCAAAAAUCUGGGAGCAGUCACUGACAGAGUCCUCUCCCAUGUCACCACCAAGCAUGCCUCUGAGGGAGGCAGGACUAAGGGAAAGUCCUCCUCCAAAGAUCUCAGAGCCCAGGCAGGUUCGUAUGGGAGAAGAUGAUCCUUCAGACAGCUUGGGCCCAAGCCAAAUAGGGCUUAAUAGGUCCUAACUUGUGCCUUUUGCACCAGCGUCGAAGCAGUGAUUCUUCAACAUCAACUUCGUUGGACUGGUCAUGUUGUACGGAUGCCUGAUUAUCGUCUUCCAAAGCAACUACUCUAUUCUGAACUUAAAAAUGGAACGCGUAAUGCUGGUGUUCAACAAAAGAGGUUUAAAGACUCUCUCAAGGCAAAUCUUUAAAAAUAUAGUAUAAACACACACCGACAACUGGGAAACGCUGGCCUGCGAGCGCUCCAGUUGGAGAACAGCCUUUACCAAAGGUGUCAUGGGCUUUGAAGAUGCUCAAACUCAGGAUGCAAGGGAGAAACAUGCUAAGAGGAAGGCACGCUUGGCAAAUCCACACUGUGAUCAACUCCCACCCAGAAACCUAUGUCCCUACUGUGGAAGGACGUGUGGAUCCAGAACUGGCCUCCACGGUCACUUAUGGACUCACUGUUAAGACCGUGUUCGUGGAAGACAAUCUUACUUGGCUACAAGUGAUCGCCAAAGAAGAAGACUGUGCUCUUCUACUUUCACAACCGUAUAGAAAGAAUAAAUUCUCAGAAGAGAGGGAGAAACACAUUGUCCUAAAGAAAAAGGAAGGAAGCACAUCAGUUUGGUGCAAAGCUCCGGAAGAUAGAGCAGAGCUUAAAAUUUAUCUGUCACAGCUGGAACAAUAGUGUGUGUGUGCGUGUGUGUGCUGUAUUUAAUUUUUAAUUUCAUAAAAUUCAUAUACAGACAGUUAAAAUGCCUAUUUAAAGCAUUCAGUAAAUUAAAAUUAUCAGUGAUAAGCUAAACACAGCUCAACAUUCAACAUACCUGGAUAGGCUUUCCUAAAUAAAAAAAUUACAGCAAAGGCUCCUCCCUGUCAAUUGGCAGGGAGUUCCAAAGUGUAUGUGCUAAAAGACUUGAGUUUUUACACCUCUCUUUCCAAAGGAUAUACAUUGGACUUAGUAUUUAUAUGGCCCCUUUUCAGGUGGUCAUAGUGAUUCACUUAUACUAUCUCAAGCCUGAAAUUAAAGGUGAUGCUGGAUUAGCAAGGACCCAGCACCCAGGGGGCAUUUCAGGAGGUUCCUUCACCUCCGCAUGCCACAUUCACGUGCCAGGGGAUCCCAUGGACCAGGCAGGUGCUGUAUGGGGAGUGGCUGAGCACCCAGUUUAAAUAUGGAGUACUGCAUUUUAUGAACACAUUAUUACCCAAAUUGAAUUCAGCUUCUGAAAAUAGAGCUCUAACAGUCUAAAAAUAAGACAUCCUGGAAACACACAAAGUCUGGAGGAGGAAGAGAGCGUGUUUUAAAUAGAGGCUUUAAAAAUACUUUCCUGUAAGCAAUAAAAUGCUGGGUUUGUGUUUUGUUUUUUCAAAAAUAGGGACUUGAGCAGUUUUAUUUCAUUGCCUUAUUUUUGCUCUGUAAUGCAUUGAAAGUGAAAAAUAUUUUUGUAAACCCUGGAAUCAGAAAAAAAUAUUUUCUUAAAACAGGCUAGCCAACUUGUGAAUUUUACUCUCAAGUCAUUAUUGCAAUUCCCAGUAGGAUUAUUUUACAUAUAAUUAGUGUAGUCCCUUCUAUGGAAGAUAAUAAAAAGAAUAAUAGGAGAAUACUGUAAUAAAAAUAUAUGGAGAAGGGUUGCCAAGCGUCAUAUGGUGAACUCAUGUUGGUGGUGGUGUCUGAUACUAUUUUGCUCCUGCAGCUGAUGUGAGGCUGCAGGUGGGAGAUGGUGGCUUGCGGAGGUGGCAAUUGUGCCAGAGACUCCACCGGCCUCCAAGCCCCCGUUCUUAUUUGAUGUGCCGCAGCAGAUUGUGGCCAACCAACAUGGCAACGCUCACCACUUGUGGCUCAGGGGCUUCUGUGUCUGGGGAACAUCAGCUGCCAGCUGAGUGAGGGGCUCUCUUGUUGUUUCCAGAACUGCUCAGCCACCAUUGGCAACUUCAUCAGCCGUGGUGGGGCCUGUCCAAAAACCAUAGACUGGAGGAAGAAAGGAAAUUUUGUGACACCUGUGAAAAAUCAGGUAAGGAACUGAUCCUGAAGGCCACUCUCCCACCCUCAACUGUUGGUCCCACAGAGCAAUUGAAAAUAUGUUUCCGCUGGAGGCUCAAAAGGGUUUUAAAUGUAAUUCCGGUUGUGGGCUUAUGUUUUCCUAAGGAUUUUGCUGAUAGGGAUAGUGCUACAGAUAUAAACUUGGUUUGCACAUAACAUUAAAACACAGUUUAUUAACCCACGGCUCAGUGUUAUUCGUGAACUAUAGUUUCUCUACUGCCAACAAACCACGACCUGAAGCCAUGGUUUGAUGUCAACUUAAGCCUUUGGGCUUAACCUUGGGCUUGGUGUUACAUGCGAACCUAGCCCCUUAACUAUGGUUUGUUUGGCUCCCCCACCCCAGAUGCUCACCAAACUACAAAGGCAUAAGUUGCUGGAAAACAAGCUGUGAGGAACAAACUGUGGUUUGACUGUCUGUGGCACAGCUUUUGGUUUGUUGAACAAACCAUGGUUUAGAAUUAGGUGUGAACCAGGCCACUGUGCCUUCCUUUACCUGUGGGAAGAGAGUUGUUGCUUUUUCUCAUGCCUUCCCCUUCCUUCUUGUCAUUUUUGAAUUUACUGACAUGCUCUGUAUGUUGUAUAUUUAUAUGUCCAAUGAGCUGUAUUUUGAUGUUCUGAAUGUUUGCUGUAAGCUGCUUUGGGUGCAACUUAUUGUGGAAAAGCGCCAUAUAAGUAAACUCAGUCAACCAGUCUUCUUCCUUCCUUCCAUCUGACUUCUCCCUCCUCUUCAAGGGUCCCUGUGGCAGUUGCUGGACUUUCUCAACCACUGGGUGCUUGGAGUCUGCUAUUGCCAUCGCAACAGGAAAGCUACUGGACCUGGUAAGGCUCCCCUGUUGAACUCUGGCCUUGUUGAACUCUGGCCUAUCUGGUUACCUCUGUUCCAUGUCUGUGUGGCCUGUGUUAACCUCAUGAAAGUCUAGGCCACAUCUGGGUUAAGAAAAAGUGGCUUGCCUCUUCAGAACCAAGUGGAGACAAAAGGACUGGGGGCAUUCAUGGCAGCAAAAAGGGAAUGUCAGAAGCUCAACAUGCAUUUAAAGUAGCUGAAAGCAGCAAAGCUCAUGUACGUGCAGGAACACACAGCCAAAAAGCUGAAGGUCUUGCUCAAGGAGAUUUGUCCACAGCCAGAGGCAGGCGUUACAAGUUAAUUAACAGUUAAUCCUCUAAUUUGUAAUGCCUGUUCCCUUUCAGGAGCCUGCCUCUGGCUGUGGACAAAUCUCCCUGAGCAAAAAAACAUCUGGAGGGCUGAGUUUGCCUAUGCCUGGAUUAAUUGAAUGCAGGUUUUGGAAGGGACAGGCUUCCACUUCCUACUUUUGGUUCAGGCCAAUUUACCUGGAAACCAGGGAUUGAAGAAACCCUUCUCAGGCUGUAGUUAAUGUAAUCUUUCUAUAAGGUGUGACCGGAAAGUUCAGUGAAUGGUCACAGAAAUGGACAGCAAUAAAUAUUCGAACCUACAAUCUUACAGGCCUUCAAAGUAGCCCCCCUCUGAUACAAUGCACCAUUAACAACGUUCAUAGAACUGUUGGAAACUUCUGGAGAAGUCCUCUUUUUGUACUGCUUUCAGUUCCCUCAUCACAGCAGCUUGGACAUGUGAAAUGUUGGGAAAUUUGUGCCCUUUCAGUGCAGAUUUCAGUUUUGGAAAAAGAGAGAAAUCCAGUGGGGCAGACUGGGAGAAUAUGGAGGGUGGGACAACUCAGUAAUGAUUUCAUGCGGAAUAUACCAUCAUUUGGACAGAGAAAUGCCGAUCCCAUAUCAAUAACUCACAAACUCUGUCGUUGCCGCCGUUCUGCUUGUCGACGGUCUGCCAGACUGAGGGUCAUCUUCAAUGGUUUGCCGCCCCUCACAGAAACGCUUAAACCACUCAUACACCGUCUUUCGAGUUACAGCUUCAUCUCCGUACACAAUUGUGAGCAUUUUGUGGGUUUCCAGUGCCAAUUGUAUGUUUGAAUAUUUCUUGCUAUCCGAUUUCUGUGACCAUUCACCAAACUUUCCAGUCACACGUUGUGUAUUUAUAGUACUGAAUUUUUUUUGUAUGUUCUUAUGUUUGCUACUGUACUGUUUCAUUAUGUUACUAUAACAUCGUUUUUGCACUGUUUUGAAAUGCAUUCCUGUUUUCUUUGCUGUAAGCUGUUAUGAGCAUAUUUAUUAUUUUUUGUGUGAAAAGGCAGUACACAAAUAAAAUUAUAAAUGAAUGCAGGAGUGUCUCCCUCCCCCAGGCUGAACAGCAGCUGGUUGACUGUGCUCAGGCCUUCAACAACCAUGGAUGUAGUGGGUAAGUUCAAGGUGUUAUUGUUAGUAUAUAAAGCCCUUAACAAGUUAGUACAAGUUUACAUGCGUUAUCACCUUACCUCAUAUACACCCACUCAACUGCUUUGGUUGGCGGAACUGACACUGGUGCCAAGUAACUUGUUCUGCAUUUGUAAUAUUCAUUCUUUUAGUGUGCCAGCACCUACACUUUGGAACUCCCUGCCUCUUGAUAUCAUUGGACAUUUUUCGGUGCCAGCUGAAAACAUUUUUGUUUAGAUUAGCCUAUUUAGACAUUUAAAACAUUGAUGCAAGUUUUAAUCUGUUUUUUAGUCUCUUUGUAUUUUAACUUCCUGAAAGUGUUAAAUUAUUGUUAAUUUUUCUAAGUGAUAGUCUUGCGGUUUCGUCUUUUCUGUAAACUGCUUUGGGGAUUUUCACAAUCUAGCUGCAUAUAAUUUUUAUGAAAUAGAUACGUAAGUGGCAGCAUCUUCUGAGUAAUCUCAGCCCUUCCUUAUCAUAGUAAUACCUUCAAACUCAGUGUUCCAUCCCCUGCAUCCUCCUUCCCACAACCUUCCUCAACCUCCACAGCAAGAGAAUAACUCAGAAUGAGCAGGCUGAUUUGUGCUGUUGUGUCUCUGCCUCCCCAGAGGACUCCCUAGCCAGGCGUUUGAAUACAUCCUGUACAACAAAGGGCUGAUGGGGGAGGAUGACUACCCAUACACCGCACAGGUAUGUUGCUAGGAUUAGGAUUGCAGAGUAGAAGAGGGCAGGCACUGCCCUCCGCAAUGAGCCAUCUCUAAUGGGCCUCCCUUUUCUCAUGCACAGAACGGGACCUGCAAAUUCCAAGGUCAGAAGGCCAUUGCAUUCGUCAAAAAAGUCGUCAACAUUACGCUGGUGAGUGAUUCCUCCUGCCCUGCAUUUUGCUUUUCCCAAGAGGUGAAAAUAAAAUGUAACUGAACUUCUACUGGAUGUUCGAACUUGUCCGGCCCCUUCUUAGAAAGAGGGGUAACAGUAAACAGAAAACACCUGGCUGUGGGUGGCGGAUAGCUACUACUUUCCCACUUUGCACAUCUUCUCUGGCCCUUAAGAAAUGGGUCCUGAGUCUCGCCAUUGUUUGCUUUGUGUCCUGGGGAGUCCGUCCUCAGCCUUUGCUGAGCCAGGGCCAAGCAUUGCGUAUUAAGACAGAGACAGAGAAGAGAAAGGACUUAUUCACGCAGCACAUAGUUAAACUCCGGAACUCUCUGCCACAGGAGGCAGUGAUGCCCACCAACUUGGAUGGCUUUAAAACCGGAUGAGACAAAUUCACAGAGGAGAGGGCUAUCAAUGGCUAUGCUCUGCCUCCACUGUUGGGGGCAUCAUUGCUUCUGAUAACUAGUUGCUGGAAGCCGCUAGAGCAGCCUUUCUCAACCUGUGGGUCCGCAGAUGUUGUUGGACUACAACUCCCAUCACCCCUAGCUAGCUAGGCCAGAGCUCAGGGAUGAUGGGAGUUGUAGUCCAACAACAUCUGCGGACCCACAGGUUGAGAACCGCUGCGCUAGAGGGAAGGGUGCUCUUGUUCUCAAAUCCUGCUUGUGGGUUUCCCACAGGAGUCUGGUUGGCUUAUGUGAUAACACGAUGUUGGACUAGAUGUGCCCCUGGCCUGAUCCAGCAGGCUCUUCUUAUGCUCCUUUGACUUUCUCCUUCCAGAAUGAUGAGCAAGGCAUGGUGGAAGCUGUGGGGAGGUACAAUCCAUUGAGCUUUGCCUUUGAAGUGACAGACGACUUUAUGUUAUACACGAAAGGUGUUUACUCCAGGUGAAUAUAUUGAGCCGUGAACAAGGCAGUGUGUGUGUGUGUGUGUGUGUGUGUGUGUGUGUGUGUGUGUGUGUGUGUGUGUGUUUGUAAAAUGGGACUGGUUUAUGGAUAAUGCCAAGGGUCAUUGCCUUGGCCCUGUUGCUCAUCUUGCAUCUUUCAGGGCAUGUUAGCAUUUGUGUGGUUGCACCAGUAGGACUCAAUGUUUGUCGAGCAAAGAAGGGAGAGCAGGAAAAGAUGCUUGACUUUUCAUCUGCUCUCUUACCUGGGUUACUUCAGUCUGUUCUGGUUUGGUCAGAUGACCUCACCUGGAGACUGCUGAAGCCAUCAGGGUCAAGCGUCCACCUGCCUUUCCUGGGUCAAAUUGCAAGAACAAGUACUGAGAUCGAACACUAGGAAGCCUCAGUCUUGAUGGUCUGAGCUGCUGGACAGCGCAAGGGGCUGUCUUCGAAGGUGGUGGGCUCUCUUUCAUGGGAGGGCUUUAAGCAGAAACUGCAUGGCCCCCUCCUCUCAUGGAUUCUGCAAGAGUAGGUUUCCUGGACAGUAGGUUCCAUAUUCAACACACAGUAAAUGUUUUUUUAAAAAUCAUUUUCUUUCUACAGCAAACACUGUGAGAAAACUCCAGACAAAGUCAAUCAUGCUGUCCUGGCUGUAGGCUAUGGAGAGGAGAACGGCCUUCUGUACUGGAUUGUCAAAAAUUCCUGGGGGCCCUCGUGGGGCAUGGAUGGGUAAAGUAUUCCUUUUUAGUCUCUGAAACCACCUCCUUUGCUACAGCCUCUCUCAGAUGCUAAGAUCUGCAGAAGAUGCCCUUUUGGUAACUCCUCUGCCUUCAGAGGCAUAGGGUGGUGGUGGCGGCGGCCCAAGAGAUUGCCUUCUCUGUGGUGGCCCCUAAGCUGUGGAAUGCCCUCCUCACAGUGGUUUGUCUGGCACCUUCAUUAUACAGCUUCCGGAGAAUGCCAAAGACACACCUCUUUCCUGUGGCUUUUGGUACCUGUGCUGUAUGUUUUUAGGGCUCACCUAAUUUUACGCUUCUGGGUUGUUUUAAAUGGUUUUUAAGGCUUUAACCCACCUUGGUACCUUAGGGUGAAGGACAGAUAAUAAAAUUAUUAUUAUUAAUAAACCAACCUUUGCCGACCUGGUGCUGUCCAGAUGUUUUGGGUUACAAUUCCCAUCAGCCCCAGCUGGCUGGUGGGAGUUGUAGUCAGAAAUAUAUAGCUAGGCUCAAUGGCUGUUUCGGGAUUCUUAGCUGAUUCUCUGGCACCAUCUAGCGGCUUGUUCAGGGCUGAGGAUAAUAAUAUAAAGAAUUAGGUCGCCAAUUCCGUCCAUAGAAAGCCCACAAAGGAUCCUCCCUGCCACUCUCAUUAGACUCAAUCAGGCCAUAAAUAUUCAAGAUUUACUUGGGCAUCAUGAAAACCCUGCCCUUUCUCCAAAAUCUGAUUUAUAAUGCAAAAGAUUCUUUGGAGUUUGUUGUAACAUCUUCAUCCUGCCUAUGCACAUGUGUCUAUGUCGGCCUGGAGCAUUAUUAUUAUUAUUAUUAUUAUUAUUAUUAUUAUUAUUAUUAAAAUUUCAUUCUCAUUAGACAGCUAGGAAAUGGGGCAAGAGAGGGUUUCGGGCUGGCAGCAUCAGCUCCCGUAACUUCUAGGCUAGAUUACUGCAAUGUGUUAUAUGUUGGGCUGCCUUUGAAGACUGUUUGAUGCUAGUACAGAAUGCAGUGGCCAGACUACCAAUUGGGACUAGGCUGGUUUGAACAUAGAGCAAUUCUGGCCUGGGAUCACUGACUGAUUUGUUUCUGAGCCCAAUUCCAAGUGCUGGUUUUGAACCACAAAGCAUUGCAGGGCUUGUGGUCCCAGUACCUUAAGGACCCUAUUUCCCUAUACGAACCUAUCCAGCCAGACCCUCAGAUUAACAUCAGAGGCCUUUCUCUGUGUGUAGUGGCCCAUCAAUUGCAGAAUACCUCCCCAUGAGGCCCCUCUGGCACCAAUUUUGUUAUCCUUCCAGCACCAGGCAAAGAUGGGUUUAUUUUCUCAGGUAUUUGGACAGCGCUAAUGGUCUGGCUUUUGGACAUCUAUUUUUGGUACUCAGCCUUGUGGUAAUGGGGUGGUUAUUUUGCUGACUGCUUUUUGUGGAAGAACACUGUUGUAUAUUUGUUUCAUUUUAAUGGAUUUUUAAUGCAUAGUGUUCUGAUGUUAUGUCUGUAAAUUGCCCUGAGACUCCUUUGUGUGAAGUGAGACACUUAAUAAAUUGAACUAAUCUAAUCAAGAGAAGCACCAUCCUUCAAACUGCUUCUCAUGGUCUGGGUGCAGCAGGACAAUUUUCUAGGAAAGCCUCAAGCAUUCCAAGACACACCUUGUUGAAUAGUGUCUUAGGAACAUAGGGAGCUGCCUUAGACCAAGUGCUUGGCCACACUUCCACUUGUCCUGUGCCUAGAAAGUACAGGUCUGAACAGUUUUGCUUUUGCUUCGCUGCUUCCCCCUGGAAAACCAGCUCUCCAGCUCUAAAUCGGAGCAAACAUUAAUUCGUAGAAAACCCGGUUGAUGUUUGCUCCGAUUCAGAGGUAAAGAUUGUGUUUUCUCAGGGGAAAGCUGCAGGACAAGCAGAAGUCUGGAUGAGCCCCAAGUCAGAACACUGAUCCAUCUAGCCCAGUGUUGUCUGCACUGAUUGGCAGUGCCUCUUCAGGGUUUUAGACAGGGAGCCUUACCUAGCCCUACCUGAAGAUGCAAUUGGGGAUUGAACCUGAGACCUUAUGCAAGCAGAAGCUCUACCUCUGAGCCACAGCCCUACCUGCCCUUAAGGGUUUUGUGUACUUUCCUCUCUGAUAAGGCAACGCCUAUGAAUGAAAACCUGUUUUCUCUUUUAGAUACUUCUAUAUUGAACGUGGAAAGAACAUGUGUGGCCUUGCUGACUGUGCAUCCUUCCCAGUCCCUCUUGUCUAAAGCUGGCCUGGAUUUGGGCGCCAGAGAGCUGGUAGUGAUGGGUCACUAUGCUGAAAAUUGAAGCUGGAAUGAAGUUCAUCGGAGCCAAGAAGCGGGGCAAUUUAUCUUGUAAUGGAUUUUCAAGCACACACCUCCUCUACAUGUGUGUCUGAUACUGUGAAAAAGUUUUUGACCCAAGUUGCUGCACUUUCCUAGAUCCCUGUGUAUCUUGUUUUUCUAGCACAGUUGCUCACCUUAUCCAAAAUCAUGCUCCUUUUCUUAAGAUUUUCUUUAUUCCCUACCAUUCCCCUUGCACGAGCUCAGGGCAGCUCACACAAUCAUAAAAAUCCAGCACUAAAACCAAGAGUAAAAUCACAGUUUGCAACAAAAUCCAGUAAAAAUUAAUGUAUCACAGCCAGCAAUAAGUUAGGUAGGCCAAUUGCACUUAUGUUCUGAAGGCAAUCGGACAAAUUUUUAACUACUGUCUGAACACAGACCAACUGAAAGAAGGUGGGGAAAACAAGUUUCAUAACUGGGGGCCAUGUGUACCUUUUACACUCUUAGAUAACUUGUUGUUGGGCUCAUUGCUUUGUCUUUCUGUGUCCCAACGCCACUUCUUCUGCUUUCCAGAAACACCUCUUAGUGACUGACUUGAAAUCUGUUCUCUCCCUUUCAGCAACUUCAGUGAGGGCUCAACCCAUAUGCCAAGAAAUGCUGAGUUCUGACCAAUUACUUUACACUAUUGUUGGUUAUCAGCUGCUUUCCCCCACUGCUCCCCCCCUCCCCGCCACAAGGGUUGAGUGUCUUUCUAGUGCCUUUCUAGUGAAUUUAGCUGGCAUGUGGUAUAAUGCUCUGGAAGCCUUAGAGCAGGGGUCAGCAAACUUUCUCAGCAGGGGGCCGGUCCACUGUCCCUCAGACCUUGGUGGGGGGGCCGGACUAUAUUGGGGGGGGGGGAGAAUGAACGAAUUCCUAUGCCCCACAAAUAACCCAGAGAUGCAUUUUUUUAAAAAACACCAGGCAGGCCCCACAAAUAAGCCAGAGAUGCAUUGUAAAUAAAAGGACACAUUCUACUCAUGUAAAAACACGCUGAUUCCCAGACUAUCCAUGGGCCGGAUUUAGAAGGCGGUUGGGCCGGAUGCCUACCCAUGCCUUAGAGCAGGCAUGGCCAAACUUGGCCCUCCAGAUGUUUUGGGACUACAACUCCCAUCAUCCCUAGCUAACUGGACCAGUGGUAAGGGAUGGUGGGAUUCAAAAAGCUUGGCUUUCUCAUUCAGCUCAAGCUGCUUCAUAUCUCCCAAUUCCCAACAUUUUCACAGCUUUUGUUAUAAGAAUCCUACAAUAAGAAGCCUUUGUGGAAGAGCUGGCAUGCUUUUAAACCAAUCCGUUUGUUAUACAGAUUAGCAAGGGCAGCACUUUUACAGCAAGGGAUCGCCUUGUUGAUCACAGAAAGAACAAAACAGAGACAAGGCUGGAUUUUUCUUUAUUGUUCUGUUUGCAAGUGAGAGUCUCUUCCCACCCUUGCCCCCAAUGCAAAGGAAGUGAGAAUUCUAGAACAAUGAGGAACAACUUUACAAUACUUCAGAAAUAGUCCAGCCCCUUAGCCAAGACCACUCAAAACCAUAAUUCAAACAUCACUGAAAUGGGUUGUACAUGCAAAUCGGAUCAUGCUCAGGGUUUUGUGUUUAUUCAACAUUUUUACAAGUCUAUCACUCAGAGAUUUGAACAAUACCUGCUAAUCGCUUUUCCAGGCCAAGCAUCUUAUUGAAAAGGUGAAAACCUUGAUGUCGUAGAUUAUUGACACAUACUGGCCCCAUUCAAGUACAGUAUUUUCUUUUGACAUAUUUAAUUGAGUGCUUGAAAGUGUAAAGAUUUGUGGGCUGUGAAGGAGUAAUUUUAUCUAGAACUUCCUGCAACCUGUUUGGAGGGGUCUCACAGUUCAACCUGAGGCUGAAGAGCGCCUUGCUCUUGCUCUGAUGAUUUGCCUGGUUCAUGUUUUAUCUGUACACCUAUUCCUGAGCACAUUUAUGUACAUAUAACCCAAUUUUGUAAAACAAGUGGUAAUGUCUUUGCUCAGAUUGUUUUUAAAAUUAUUUGAACUGUUUUGCUUGAAUUGGGAAACUCCUGUAUGGUGUUAAUAUUGUAAUGCUGAAUAAAUCUUUAAGAUGUUGGCUUAUCUGAAAUAAUCAGUUGCCUUUUACACAAUUUAUUUACAUUAAGCCUGUGUUUAAGCCCAUAGCAAUAAAACCAUGGGCUCCUGUAGGUGAUGAUGAUGAAGAUCAUGGGCUUAGCCAAGUAAAACAAUAGAAAUACUUAACUAAUUUACCAAUCGCAUCCAUUCUCCCCCCCCCCCAACAAAGUCUUGCCUCCCCCAACAAAAAUCUUGGCUACACCCAUGAAGAUGGCAGAGCCCCCUUGUUCCUUUAACAGUCCUAAUGAAGUGCAAAUUCCCGGAAGCUUUUCUGUCCUCUUUGCUAAAACUCUGCAUCAGGGAUCUUGUAAUCUGCAUUUUGUAAUCUGCCCUUGGUUUGCGGGGGGAGGGGCGGGAUGUUAAUAGUUUCUUUGCAUUUAAAAGCCUGAUUAUUUUUGUAAGGAUGAUAUUUCUAGUUUUGACAAAUAAAGGCUCAUUGGAUUAAUAAUAAUAAAAAAAGGCUGGUCUUGAAUUUGUUCUGGGGGCGCCGGAUCUGCAUCAGAAUGAAUUAACCGGGGGAUAUGAGGUUGGGGCGGGGAGCUCUUCGGGCGGAGUCUUUCCCCGGCCCGCAAAGGCCUGGAGGUGUCCUUUUCCCACCGGACCUU